CGAAGCUUCGAAGGCUCGUUUUCGAAGACCGUGAUCCUCGGAUCCCCGAAGCUCCGAAGAGCACGAUCUUGCGAAUGCUGUAGACCAAUGUCUAUAUAUAUAUUUUAUACAGAGAAUACUGAGAAAUAUUGCGGACGAACCUUCGUAAGUGAAUGGACGUACCAGGCAUUGUAUAGUUGAAAAAUCUUGUAAUUCCGGUGUUUCGAAGCUUCGGAGAUUCGAAAUCCGAACGUGAGAGCCUUCGGAAAGAAAACAUCAGCCCUAGUUGAAACAGGAGAAGGAUCGUUUCUCACAAAAUAGAAAAGAAAGAUAUAAGUAGAUGUUGAGAAAUCAAAGCGUCCUGCGGGGAAUGUGAACUGAUGUAUGUCUCUUUGCAGAUUUACAAGUCGUAUAUUUCGACACACACACACACACACACACACACACACACACACACAAGAUGUCGGGUAUCGUGGAGUGGUACAGGGAUUUGAUGGACAACAGGCACGAUCCGAGAACAGAAGGAUGGUUUCUGAUGUCCGGUCCUGGCCCGGUCCUAACUAUUGUAGCGACAUACAUAUACUUUUGUGCCUUCGUCGGGCCGAGAUACAUGAAGGACAAGAAGCCAUACGACCUGAAGAACACCAUGAUAGCUUACAAUCUCAUACAGGUCCUGCUGAGCAUUUACCUGGUCCACGAGGGUUUGAUAGCCGGCUGGUUGUACGACUACAAUUUCAUUUGUCAACCGGUCGAUUACUCGUACAACCCCAAUCCGGUCCGAAUGGCCCGCGGCGUUUACACGUACUUCAUAUGCAAGCUGAUCGAGCUGCUCGACACGGUGUUCUUCGUGAUGCGUAAGAAGAACCGGCAGAUCUCGUUCCUGCAUCUCUACCAUCACUCGCUGAUGCCGAUAUGCGGCUGGAUCGGCGCAAAGUUCUUCGCCGGCGGCCACCCGACCUUGCUCGGCGUCAUUAACUCCUUCAUCCACGUGUUCAUGUACGGAUACUACAUGCUGUCCGCGUGCGGGCCGCACAUGCAGAAGUACCUCUGGUGGAAGAAGCACCUCACCACCAUGCAGAUCGUGCAGUUCGCCGUAAUAUUCGUCCACAACAUCCAGAUGCUCUUCACCAGCUGCAACUUCCCGAAGCCGCUGUCGUUCCUCCUGACGCUCAACAGCGGCAUGUUCAUCUACAUGUUCGGAUCGUUCUACGUGAAUAAUUACGUGAAAGCGAAUAAACAGCGCCAGGAACCAAAGAACGGCUAUGCGGCCGCCAACGGCGCGGCCGCCAACGGUGCGGCCACCGCCAAUGGCGUCGCCAUCGCCGCCGAGUUUUACGCUAACAUGAUCGUCACGGACCAAAUUAAGUCCGAUUAAAGGACUCACCGCCGAGGUCCUUCUAUUCGCGGGUGACAGGUGAACGAUCGCGCGAAAAGGGAAAGACGGGUAACUAGAGAAAAAGAGAGGGAAUUUUUUUAGCGGUCUCAUCAAGGGGAUGGGCACACACACACAUACACACGCGCGCGCGCACACACACACACACACACACGCGCGCGCACAUUAGGUUCUACUAGGUAGACGUAAAGAUAGCACCGUAUUUAGCGCGAGAUAACGCGACGUUCUCGCGACCCCGGCGUUUAUUCCGCUGGUAUUUCUGCAACGCGCGAAAGUUACGAAAGUAGGUUAGCGCAUACCGGUAGGAAAAGGUGGAGGAUAGGUUUCGGCGCGUAUUCGCCGCGCCGUCGAUCCGGCACGAUCCCCGGCACUCUUAGCGGAUUACGCUCGCGCGGCUCUUUGGUUAUCGCUCGCGUGAAAUAAUCAGCCGCGCGUAUGGUACCGGCGGAAUGAAUGACGGGAGGCGCGCGAGCCCACUUGACGAGUUCGCGGUGACGCGGAACGAUUGUUAAUAACGUAACGGCGUAACACGACGGUUUCGUGUCGCGUGACACAGCCGACCUAGGUAUCCCGGGUUUCCUUCUGGAGCACUCAAGCGCGAAAGAUUCGUCCCGCACAUCCUCUCUCGUCCUUCGUGCCGUGCCCGUUCGCCGACGAAGUCAGUGUGUCUCUCUCUCUCUCUCGAGUGGUUUGUACGUAACAUCGCGUCGGAGACGCGAAGUUAAUUUUCCUUGCGAAAGCAUCUCACCGUUUCUCACGGGGCACGGCUUUUCCGUCCCGAUUUUAACCGGUCGCGUUUAUCAUUUCCACGUUUUUCCCUCGCUGCCACGCGCAGCCUAUCGGACGGGGGAAGAUCGCACGAGUGCACACGAAUAUGCGUAUUUUUGAGGAGACUCGGCGACCGAUAUUCUCCGGGUACUCGUUUUUCGGCCGAUGAGUGAGAGCGGGUCGAAGCGUUCCUCUUCUUAGUCUCGUCUCGAUACGGGAAGAAACGCGUUAAAGAGUCGUGCGUUUGCCCGCGCUGUUCCAAAAUGCGCAAUCCGAGCGCUCGUGAGCGUUAAAGCGGGUGCUUCGUAGCUGAAUGCACGUUUAUACACCUUACAUUUACACAGCACUGGGUUUCUAACGAAGUAAAAAAAAGAUAUAUGCAACAAUACGUUUAUAUGCACACGGAUACGCUCGUGGGCAACCCGAGUUGUAAACAGUUGUUUCGGAAAAUGUCAGCUUUCCGGCCGGAAAACGAGGUCAUACUCAUUCUCAGCUGAAUGCGCGCUUUUACUACCAAUAUAACGUUCAAAAUCGGGACGUAAGAUGUCUUCAAGACAUUUCAAGAUGUCUCCGAGAUGUUUCAAGGACGCGCCUUAUCUUCCGAUUUUGGAUAUCGCGCUGUCCGGUUACUCAAAUUAGCCGUUUCCGUUAACCAGAAACACUUUUGUAAGGAUUCCGUAUGCGCAUCCCGCGUCACGUACGUCUUACUUUCCUCCUAGACCGAAAGUCACACGAUUUUCAACCUUGUGCGCAUAUACACUGAGAGAAAAAGGCGGUCGGAUCGACGAAAUCGAUGGUCUCCUCCGCUCGACAAAAUAUUCCGCCCAUCAAUCAAUUGAUAACUUAUUACGACUGUACAACUCAAGUCUCAACGCACAGUGAGAAAUACCUUGUACUCGCGUUAAAUUCUUAACGUAUCCUUGUGUCAAUUUAACACAUCGUUUACGUUAUUUCAAUAUAUUUCAAUAUAUUAGUGUUGAGUCGACAGACAUGUGCAAAUGUUGAAACAACACACUUUACACCUUCGGUGUUGAUUAACGUAUCGUGGGUAUCAAUUUGACGUUAAUUUUUGACAUAAUAUCAGUAUUACACAUCAACAUAUUUAUCUCGCGUUAAGUCAACGGAAAAAUUCGAAACCGUCUGGGACACGUGAUAUGUGUUAGAUUUAACGCAACAUUUUUUAACCGUGCGAACAAAACGUCGUGCUUAAAAAUAGUUCCGCUCGUUCAAGCAGAAUUUCGUCGAUUGUGUCGUUUUUUCCUCGAUGCGCGCGCAAGGUCGAAAAAUUGCAAAACGAGUAAUUCAAAUUACGGUAGAAUUGGUAGAAUUAUAACGGCCCGAGUUCGUCGAUGACGGCUGGUCGAACUUACGUGUGAGCUUGAAAAUCACCUUCGGCCUGGGGAACGACAAGGCGCAUAUAACGUGGUGUGUGUCGAGCGUCUCGCGCGUCCAAAUUCCGCGAGAAUCUCUCUACAAGCGGCGGGAUAAGUCGCGCCUCUCAUUCUCCCGCGCGAAUGUGCAUUUUUUCAUCGGAAUCCAAGUGUAAGCGAAAGGCGGAUAGACCGACCUAUCUAUCGUAAGCUCGCGCGUGAAAGGUGACCGCACGAAGUCACCGUCCCCGGCUGACACCGACAGCCUAAAGAGCUCUUUAAAAUUAUAUACGCGGUGAUGCGAAAAUUGCGGCGCAAAUUUCACGCUAGUUUGAAGCGGCGAAUUCGCGCGCCGCGGUAUUGCGCGCGAUCGAGUGCGCCGCCUCCGCGCGAAACGACGACGCUCGGUACGUAAGUUCUUAUCGAGCAACGAUAAGUCAGACUUGCGGUUCGAGCGUUCGCCGCAUCCUGCGACUUGCGGUUCUUAUCGGUGUUCGAUGAAAACUACUCUCGGCUGCCUACAGAGAGCACGCGGUUUACGAUCGGCGCAAUCUUGUCGGAUCGCCGUUGUUUCGGGACUUCACCAAAUAUAUAAGCAGAAGUUGAGAAUCCAAUCACCGUGAGCGAAGACACAGGCCUGUCGCAGGUGGAUUACUUGAAGCCCUGUCUACAAUAGGUGUAGCGUAAAAAGAAUUUCAGCCGUGGGAGAAAUUGACUGAUCACAGAAUCGGAUAUGAGAGAUAAUCGUGUUUGGUCGAUUUCUUACGACUUAACGCUUGUCACACCUAUUGUUGGCCCGGUUUAUUUUCUCAAGGGAAAUAAGAGGAAAGAAUUGCAGCGCAGAAAUCGCCUUUCGACUAUGCGUCGGGAUAGAUAGUUCAUAGAACCGCGGCCGUUAGAAAAACCGUACUAAAAUGAUAGGAUAAUACCGGUGUUUGCGUGAAACACACAAAGGUUGUUCUACAUUAGUUGCAAGUCUAUCGCAAGCAGACACAACGCUUGCCGCGACAGUCAAUCAGAAAUGUCGGUGGUACUGGCGUUGAUACUUUCGAUCGGCUGUCGCGCGACAAAUGGUUGUUUGCAAUCGGCUCGCAACUAAUCGCAAAACGAGCUUCAUCAAUCGAUGCAACAUCGAUGAAAUGUGCUCCUUUCGGUUAGAAACGGCCGGGAGUGAAAAGGACAUGACUCAAACCGUUGACAGUAUACAUCUUUCGUACAUAAGCAAGAAUGCAGAGUCUUGUGUGAAAAUGCGACUUGUACGUUACACGACGAAAUCCUGUAUAGUUCCACUGAAAUAUCGUAUCGUUGUUAUUCGGAAAUCAUUCUUAUGAGUUGAAGGAAAAAAAUAUUAGAUACGGAAAGAACGAUAUCUUCAAGAAUCGUCGGUCAAUUUGAAGAUAUUCCGAUGUUUCCGUCUUCCUGUCCGAUAUUUUAUCCAGUCAGUGAAAAUUAUUCGCGAAUAACGUGAAAAUAUAUUUCUAAUAGAAUUAUACUGGGAUUUCUUUCAUGUAAGGGCAAGGGUUUUACUUUCAUACGAGAACAUAUAUUCUUACUCACAUAUGAGAAUAUGAAUUUGGAAUCGACACUAAUUGUUUUUUCUGUGCGCUAACAGAUAUGCGGGGAGAACAAAAUCAGUGUCGCACGACGCACGAUUCGUAUUCAAAGAAGAAAAAGGAAAUAAAGUACGGCGACCCUAACAUGUUUCGUCGCAGCCCGAAUCACAAUAAUGCGCGAAAUUAAAUAGCAUGACAAAAAAUUAUGAUGUGGCAAUGACACGUGGUGUAAAACGUUGAAUGUUUCUCGUAAUUUCCGUGGAUGGAUCAAGAAUGAAAGCAUCGAUACAGAAAUGCGCUCUUUCGAAUCGUUUCUCGUCUGUAUUGUCAAUCGCAAAAUGCUCCCGUGCACAUUUGUAAAAAGUCAUUGCGAUAAGUUGAACUGCAUAUCUUACGGUAAAACAGCGUAAUCGGACAAUCGGCGUACGUUAUGACACGUCUUGCAAGGAUCGGCAUACCGGAUGCGUGUGUUUUUGAUUCCUUUCGUACAUCCUACUUUCGCCAAAAAAAUUUUGUAAUAAAAAAUCCGAAAAAAGAACGGACGUGUACG
Dinoponera quadriceps is the source of this 5613-nucleotide messenger RNA. RefSeq names its product elongation of very long chain fatty acids protein AAEL008004. The transcript is spliced from 3 exons. Gene Ontology annotation, cellular component: endoplasmic reticulum membrane. Gene Ontology annotation, biological process: sphingolipid biosynthetic process; fatty acid elongation, monounsaturated fatty acid; fatty acid elongation, polyunsaturated fatty acid. Gene Ontology annotation, molecular function: fatty acid elongase activity. NCBI's taxonomy places the organism in Eukaryota, Metazoa, Arthropoda, Insecta, Hymenoptera, Formicidae. The record is from RefSeq and is a predicted model, not a curated record. The coding region runs from base 440 to 1354 and encodes 304 amino acids.